Messenger RNA from Exophiala aquamarina CBS 119918, 666 nucleotides. RefSeq lists its product as uncharacterized. The transcript has a single exon. NCBI's taxonomy places the organism in Eukaryota, Fungi, Ascomycota, Eurotiomycetes, Chaetothyriales, Herpotrichiellaceae. The coding region runs from base 1 to 666 and encodes 221 amino acids. The record is from RefSeq and is a predicted model, not a curated record.
AUGUCCACUGCAGCUAUGGCAGCUGCAAAUACGCUGCGAGCCAAGCAAAAGCCUCUCAAGGACAAGUAUCGAACGGAGCCUUCUGCAGCCCUGGUGACGCUAUCCACGUCUGGAAGUCUUGAUCCUACCUCAACAAACUUGACAUGUUCACUAUCCACUGGUGCAGCCGCUCGGAAGGUUGCUGGGCUGCAUCGGGCCGCCGGUGGUGAGGGAUUCGACGCUUCAGGUGAACUCUGCUCGGGAGACAUGCUCCUUGAGUCGCUUGUGGCUUGUUUCGGAGUGACAGUGCGUGCGGUGGCCACGAGUCUUGGAAUACCUUUGAAGGGCGGGACAAUCAUUUCCGAAGGAGACCUCGACUUUCGAGGGACGAUGGGUGUCAAGGAUCCUGAAGGCAACGCAGUGCCUGUAGGCUUCAAGAAGAUCAGGCUCAUCGUCCGAUUGGACGUCGACGAAGAAGAUAGAUCCAAAGUCGAGAAACUCGUUGAAUUGAGUGAGCGGUAUUGUGUCGUUCUCCAGACACUCAAGGGAGUUGAAGUAGAGACGAAACUGGGACAUAUGGGUCACACCAGACCUGAUGCUACGGGUGAGACCAACAAGCACCUGGAUGGAGGAGCUGCAAAUGGCCAGGACGUCCCUGCAAAUGAAGAUGUCCUUAGAGUCAAUUGA